Molecule: messenger RNA, 1665 nt
Organism: Daucus carota subsp. sativus
Lineage: Eukaryota; Viridiplantae; Streptophyta; Magnoliopsida; Apiales; Apiaceae
Product: protein root UVB sensitive 2, chloroplastic
Exons: 10
Coding region: 149-1417 (422 amino acids)
Biological process (GO): response to UV-B; auxin polar transport
Cellular component (GO): chloroplast envelope
Source: RefSeq, a predicted model, not a curated record
CUUUGUUCUCCAAGCUUUAAUCUUUUCUUGAACUUGUUAUACUUGAGUAGUUUUGUCAUUGUUUUUUCUGGAUUAAGCUUGUUCACUUUAAUGGUAUUCAAGUUCUUGAUUAUAAAGAUUACAUUUUGAUAAAAGGGGUAAGAUAAAGAUGCCAAAGAAAGAGGAACCCGUCACUCCGCCAAGUCAAGUUCCUGUCUUUUGGAUUGAAACUUCUGAUUCUCAGUCUCGGCAAUAUCAAUUUGAAACCGAUGGCCAACUUUCGGUAAAGGUGCUUGAUGACUCCAGACCAGUUAUCCAUAAAAUGGCCGAAUCCUUCUUAAAUCAGUUUUUUCCAUCUGGUUAUCCAUAUAGUGUGAAUGAAGGGUAUCUUAGGUACACGCAAUUCAGGGCAAUGCAACACUUCACAAGUGCAGCUUUAUCUGUGUUAUCAACUCAGUCUCUUCUGUAUGCUGCAGGCUUACGACCUACCCCGGCACAGGCAACAGCUGUUAGUUGGAUCUUGAAAGAUGGGAUGCAGCAUGCUGGAAAGCUUAUAUGUAGCAGUUUGGGAGCUAGAAUGGAUUCCGAGCCCAAACGUUGGAGGAUAUUAGCUGAUGUGCUGUAUGAUCUGGGCACUGGCUUGGAAGUUCUUUCUCCCUUGUGCCCACAGUUAUUUCUUGAAAUGGCAGGCCUGGGCAACUUUGCUAAGGGAAUGGCUGUUGUUGCAGCAAGAGCUACUAGACUGCCAAUAUAUUCUUCAUUUGCCAAAGAAGGCAACCUCAGUGACCUGUUCGCGAAAGGGGAGGCCAUCUCAACUGUUUUUAAUGUUCUUGGGUUAGGUGCAGGAAUCCAAUUAGUUUCUACUGUUUGCUCAUCUAUGCAAGGAAAGAUGAUUGUGGGACCUCUCCUUUCCCUUGCCCAUAUUUGUUGUGUAUGUGAAGAAAUGCGAGCUACUCCUGUCAACACCUUGAAUCCUCAAAGAACUGCCAUGAUUGUGGAAGAUUUUUUAAAGACAGGAAAAAUAUCCAGUCCUGCUGACUUGAGAUACCGAGAAGAUCUCUUAUUUCCCGGGCGACUUAUUGAGGAUGCUGGAAGUGUUAAAGUGGGUAGGGAUCUGCACAGGGCUAUAAAGCCCUCAAAGCUUCGUCAAAUCAAAGAACUAUUCCCUGAAGAAAAAUUUCUUUUGAAUCGUGGAACUAGAUGGACUGACAUGGUAUUGGAACAGAAUGCUACUGGUGAAGACGCAUUGAGGGGUUGGCUGGUUGCUGCAUAUGCUGCCAAUAUUGAAAAAAGUGCUCACGAGAAUAAUAUCAAUGCUUUAGAGGAGGCUUAUGAGAAAAUGAAUAGCGUAAUCACUCCGCUUGUCUCUGAGCUGCAGGCUAAAGGUUGGCACACAGAUCGUUUUCUUGAUGGAACUGGAAGCCGGUUUGCUUUUUAAUAUUAAGCAUGAUCAGGUAAUACCUGUUUUUUCCCGGUAUAGAGUUCUCUGCAUUAAGGUAGUAUGCAUGCGCAAUUGCAUAUUUAAUUUCUUCCUGAUAUAUAUAUCUCAUCUCAGUCUAGGAAACUAAGACACGUGCAGUUUUUGUUUAUGAUUCUGUAGUUCAUAUAAGUACUUUGUAUAUGUAAAGAUGACAAUUUUUCUGAAAUUUCACCAGAAUCAUUAUAAGAAACUAAACUUUAAACAAC